AUGAGUUCUAGUGGACCAGAUAGCGGGAAGAGUGGACAGUACCGCGUGGACCAUCUUCUAAGUGCGGUGGAAAGUGAAUUGCAGGCAGGAAGCGAGAAAGGAGAUCCCACAGAGAGGGAACUGAAAGUCAAUCUGGAAGACCUGGAUCUGUGGUUAAAAUUUAAGGAGCUGACUAACGAAAUGAUCGUUACAAAGAACGGCAGGAGGAUGUUUCCCGUACUCAAAGUGAAUGUGUCGGGGCUAGAUCCCAACGCUAUGUACUCGUUCGUGUUGGAUUUUGUGGCUGCCGACAAUCACCGCUGGAAGUAUGUGAACGGGGAGUGGGUUCCAGGCGGAAAACCGGAACCCCAGGCUCCGAGUUGUGUUUACAUCCACCCGGACUCGCCCAACUUCGGAGCGCACUGGAUGAAAGCCCCCGUUUCCUUCAGUAAAGUCAAACUCACCAACAAACUCAAUGGCGGAGGACAGAUCAUGUUGAACUCUCUGCACAAGUACGAGCCCAGAAUUCACAUUGUACGAGUCGGGGGACCUCAAAGGAUGAUCAGCAGUCAUUCGUUCCCGGAGACACAGUUCAUAGCCGUGACGGCUUAUCAGAAUGAAGAAAUCACAGCUCUUAAAAUUAAGUACAAUCCAUUUGCAAAAGCCUUCCUUGAUUCGAAAGAGAGAAGCGAUCACAAGGAAAUGUUGGAUGACGUGGGUGACAGUCAACAAUCCGGAUAUUCGCAAUUAGGUGGCUGGUUUCUGCCUGGCACAGGUAGCCUGUGUCCUCCUUCUAAUGCUCAUGCUCAGUACGGAGGACCCCUCUCUCUCUCCGCUCCCCAUGGCUGCGAACGUUAUUCCACCCUGAGGAAUCACCGCUCCGCUCCAUACCCCAGCCCGUACACACACAGAAACAACUCGCCAACCGGUUAUUCCGAUAACUCCUCGGCUUGUCUCUCCAUGCUUCCCAGCCACGACAACUGGUCCGGUCUACAGGUCUCUACGCAUACUAGCAUGCUGCCCAUGACACACAAUACCGGCACUGCCACCAACUCCAGCCAAUACCCGAGUCUGUGGUCAGUCAGUAACAGCACCAUCACCCCCGUGUCCCAGUCUGGGACCAUGUCCAACGGCUUGAGCUCACAAUUCCUGCGGGGUUCUCCAGCUCAUUACCCACCUUUGGCUCAUUCAGUGAGCGCCACCUCCUCGGGAUCGCCAUUGUAUGACAGUGGAACCGGAAUGGAGCUUUCUGACAGUCAGUUCGACACUUCUCCGCACAGCAGACUCUCCUCCACGUGGACUCCAGUUACUCCCCCAUCCAUGUGA
Molecule: messenger RNA, 1305 nt
Organism: Pristis pectinata (smalltooth sawfish)
Lineage: Eukaryota; Metazoa; Chordata; Chondrichthyes; Rhinopristiformes; Pristidae
Gene: tbxtb
Product: T-box transcription factor Tb
Exons: 8
Coding region: 1-1305 (434 amino acids)
Biological process (GO): mesoderm formation; positive regulation of DNA-templated transcription; somitogenesis
Cellular component (GO): nucleus
Molecular function (GO): RNA polymerase II cis-regulatory region sequence-specific DNA binding; DNA-binding transcription factor activity, RNA polymerase II-specific
Source: RefSeq, a predicted model, not a curated record